AUGGCGCGAUGCUGCAACGUGUACAGACGGGGGCGCUUCAUUGCGCCGACUGGCGCAGCCCACGCGGCCGACGUGCUGGUCCUCGCCGCCGACACGCUCGUCUUCGCAGGCGCCGCGCUCGUCUUCGCAGGCGCCGCGCUCGUCUUCGCAGGCGGAGCGGUGGUCCUCUUGGUAGCGCUCUUCGCAGGCGCUGCGGUGGUCCUCUUGGCUGGUUUGGCGGUCUUCGCAGCCGCCGCGGUGGUCUUCCUAGCAGGUGCGGUGGUCUUCGCAGCCGCCGCGCCGGUCCUCGUAGCCGGCGCCGUGGUAUUCGUAGCCGGCGUCGGGACUCUCGUAGCAGGCGCCGUGCUCUCGAUCUCUUACCUUUGGUACUGCUCCAGGCUCGUCGUCGAGCUCACUAUCGCCCCUUAUCGCACCCCUCGCGGACCUUGCAGUAGCCCGCAUGGCUCUCUGAACUGCCGACAUGUCGGCGGCAGUGGGCUGCGGCGUGGUUUCGGGCGAGCGGCAGGUUGGAUAUCGACCGCAUCCUCGUCCUCAUGCGCCGCACGUUCACGCAGCGUCGUCCAGCCGGGGGCGCCGCGGGGUGGUUCAUUCGACAGCGACAGGCCCUCCAAUACCCAGCCCACCACCGCGCGCUCCUACCGCGCUCCUACCCUCGCCCGUCAUUCCCAAGCCCCGCCGACGCCGCCAAACCGAGCCAAGGACGCCCCGGGCCUGCACCGACGCCCCGCACAAGCGCGGGGUCGUUUCCUCGACAACGCCAGGCCGUCCAGUGCGCAGCCCGCCACCCCGACCUCGACCGCCCUCCUACCACCACCAGCCGCUCCCAAGCCCCGCCGACGCCACCAAACGCAGGCCCAGGACGCCCUGGGCCUGCACCGACACCCCGCACAAGCGCGGGGUCGUUUCCUCGACAACGCCAGGCCGUCCAGUGCGCAGCCCGCCACCCCGACCUCGGACCGCCCUCCUACCACCACCAGCCGCUCCCAAGCCCCGCCGACGCCACCAAACGCAGGCCCAGGACGCCCCGGGCCUGCACCGACCCCCGCACAAGCGCGGGGUCGUUUCCUCGACAACGCCAGGCCGUCCAGUGCGCAGCCCGCCACCCCGACCUCGUACCGCCCUCCUACCACCGCCAGCCGCUCCCAAGCCCCGCCGACGCCACCAAACGCAGGCCCAGGACGCCCUGGGCCUGCACCGACACCCCGCACAAGCGCGGGGCCGUUUCCUCGACAACGCCAGGCCGUCCAGUGCGCAGCCCGCCACCCCGACCUCGUACCGCCCUCCUACCACCGCCAGCCGCUCUCAGCCCCGCCGACGCCGCCAACGCAGCCAGGACGCCCUGGGCCUGCACCGGCACCCCGCACAAGCGCGGGGCCGUUCCUCGACACGCCAGGCCGUCCAGUGCGCAGCCCGCCCCCGACCUCGGACCGCCCUCCUACCACCACCAGCCGCUCCCAAGCCCCGCCGACGCCACCAAACGCAGGCCCAGGACGCCCCGGGCCUGCACCGACACCCCGCACAAGCGCGGGGUCGUUUCCUCGACAACGCCAGGCCGUCCAGUGCGCAGCCCGCCACCCCGACCUCGGACCGCCCUCCUACCACCACCAGCCACUCCCAAGCCCCGCCGACGCCCCAACGCAAGCCCAGGACGCCCUGGGCCUGCACCGACACCCCGCACAAGCGCGGGGUGCCUUGCCUGCGAGCGGCGGCCCUUUAAUUGGCGCCCCCGCUUCUCGCCCUCCUACCGCCUUCGUACCGCCGCCACGCCCUCUGUGCCCCGCCGCCUUCCUCAAACGCAGGCACACGACGCGCCUAGAGCACGCGAGCACCCCGCACAAGCGCGGGGUGCCUUGCCUGCGAGCGGCGGCCCUUUAUUGGCGCCCCCCGCUUCUCGCCCUCCUACCGCCUUCGUACCGCCGCCACGCCCUCUGUGCCCCGCCGCCUUCCUCAAACGCAGGCACACGACGCGCCUAG
This is a messenger RNA of Fomitopsis serialis, 1974 nucleotides long. RefSeq lists its product as uncharacterized. The record is from RefSeq and is a predicted model, not a curated record. The transcript is spliced from 5 exons. The coding region runs from base 1 to 1974 and encodes 657 amino acids. Lineage: Eukaryota; Fungi; Basidiomycota; Agaricomycetes; Polyporales; Fomitopsidaceae.